AUGGGCGUUGUUGCAUCCAUCACUUAUAUGAUAUUAAUCGUCCUCAUUAUCCCAUUCGUGUUUUUCAAAUACUUGGUUUCCUAUUCAUCGUUGUCGAAUGACGAUGACAUGCUUCUCAACUACAAAAAUCAAUACAAAGAUUAUGAGAACAAGCAAUUGUUUCCGCACAAUAAAUUGGCGGAGUUUUUGAGCGCUGCUCUUUGUUUGCUCAGUACAAUCAUUCUUGGAUUCUUCGACGACUUGUUCGAUAUCAGAUGGAGACACAAAUUUUUUUUGCCAGCCGUUGCUUCGCUACCCUUGUUGAUUGUAUAUUACGUUGAUUUCAGUGUCACAUCCAUCGUUGUUCCCGGAUUUCUUAUGAGAAAUGGAGUGGGAGAGUUUUUGGUCAUAGUUUUAAACCAAUUGUCACAAAAGGCGAACGGCCUCCUCACCAUGCUCACUGGCCUCAAAUUUACCACCCUCGCUAUUGACUACAAGAUUGAGUCAACCGCUCCAAGACUCUUAGACCUAGGAAUAUUUUACUACGCUUAUAUCUUCAAUGCGAGUGAGAAUGUGAUGCACCCUAGUUUUGCCAAAUUUGAAGGAUCACGAAUUGGCACAGCUCUUUUAGAAUUUCUUGCGAUUUUCAAACUUCUUGAAGUGAGAAGAAAUGAUAAAGGUAAGAUAGAGGAGUUCACGAAUCUCACCAUUAUUAAUCUCACUCUUGUGUGGCUCGGGCCGCUUAAGGAAAGCACUCUUUGCAUCAUCAUUUUAGCUUUCCAAUUUGGACUUGGCAUCUUCAUGCUUCUUCUACGUCACACAUUGGGUCCCUGGGUUUUCGGGUAUGAUAAUUUGAGUUGGGGGGUCAAAUAG
Molecule: messenger RNA, 852 nt
Organism: Candidozyma duobushaemuli
Lineage: Eukaryota; Fungi; Ascomycota; Pichiomycetes; Serinales; Metschnikowiaceae
Gene: ALG7
Product: UDP-N-acetylglucosamine--dolichyl-phosphate N-acetylglucosaminephosphotransferase
Exons: 2
Coding region: 1-852 (283 amino acids)
Biological process (GO): dolichol-linked oligosaccharide biosynthetic process; protein N-linked glycosylation
Cellular component (GO): membrane
Molecular function (GO): UDP-N-acetylglucosamine-dolichyl-phosphate N-acetylglucosaminephosphotransferase activity
Source: RefSeq, a predicted model, not a curated record